AUGACCAAUGUAAAGCGUUUCAGCCUAUCUCAUCUGUUUGAUUGAAAAGAUUGUAUCUGGGAUGUUUUACACGCUUACUCGAUUACUGUUUUUUCUAUUCGUGUAUUCAUACUGUGCAGCUGAAAAGAUUGACGAUUCUAUUCACUAUUUUUUAUCGUUCACCCACGACCAGUCAAAAAAAUACAGGUUUUUUUCAAGGCAUCAUAUUUAAAAAUUCUAUAGUUCUUUUUAUAUAUAUUAUUUUUUUCUACUUUAAAGAAAUAUUUAAAAAAAGAAGAUUCUGUUAGAUAAUGUUAUGUGAAAACCGUAAAAAUCAAUUUAGAAAUUUAGUUACAAUUGUUUUUUUCUUUUUUUAAGGGCUCUUUCGAACUGGAAGACGAUGCCAAUGACGAUUACGUACGCAUCACAACCAAGAACAACGAAAGAUUUUAUUGCAAAAUACCUCAGUUUGUAGAAGAGGUUUCCUCUCAUUUUCAAAUCAAAUUUAUAAGAUAAUCGCAGGAUUCUCAUAAGAUAGAGAACUACAACGGCCCUUCUCCGCAAGAGAUUUUGGAUCCUCUGUACAAAAGAAGUGGCUGUUCUUACUUAGUAGAUGCUUAUUGGAAUUAUGAGGUGAUUUUGUGUGAUUUUUGUAUGAUAUUUUGCUCUUAUUUAGGUUUGCCAUGGACGCUACGUUAUACAAUACCACGAUGAGAAACAUCUGGGAUCCGUGUAUCGAACAGAGUAUUACCUAGGGAACCACCAAGGGGAAAAUGCUCUAGAGGUUUGCGAACUUCCUAGAUUGUCCAAUGCGAAUAGCACAGGCAGAGAAGAAACACGAGUCUUUGCGUCCUCCCUCGAAACGGAUUGAAACGGAAGACUACCCUUAUUACUCCGUUUCCUAUACGCGCGGAACUCAAUGCGACAUAACUCAGAAGCCCCGUUCCUGCGACGUUCUGUACAUUUGCGUAGAAGUGAGCAACGUCUGUAAGGACAGAUUUUUCAACAAUCUUUGCAGAAUGUGAUGCAGCCUAAAAUUUUGUCUGUGACAGAAGUUUCUUCUUGCCACUACGAGGUUGCGUGAUCAUUUUCUUUUUCUAAAUCCAAGAUAAUGAAUUAAGAUCAUAAUAAUGUCGGCUUUGAUUUGCGAUCAUCCUGCAUAUCGACUGAAAACGUCGAAAGAUCAGGAAAUCAUUUGCGUGAACUUAGAUGCUGAAAACGAAGAAGCAGCAAAGCCGCGGUCGCUUCAACGCUUGGACGAUUUUCACGAUACCACUUUCAAGAGGGUUUUUUUUUCAUGGCACUUUGAAAGGUGAACUAAAUUUGAUAAUGAAGGAAUACUCGAUCACACACGAGGACUUCCGAAAAGACGAAGAAUUACUGGAAGAAAGUGAAUACGAGAAUCUUAAGAAGUAUUCGAAGCGAUCUGCAAGUGCUGGAAAGUAUAAACUUGCAGGGAAAAAACGGUUCGAGUUGUUUUUUUCUAUUUUUUUUUCUAUUUCUUGUUUCUAGAUUUACUAGUAAAGAUACUCUGGCCAACAACAAGGUUGUAGUGGAUCAUACAGUAAAUAGCAUCUUCACGGGGUUCGAAUGUAUUGUUGGUGGUGAAGGCUGGUGGAAGUACGAGUUCUGCUACGGAAAACAGGUUUUUCAUGCUUCGAGUCUUUUUUAUACCGCAUUUGUAAAGUGAAUUCCGCCAAAUUCAAAAUUAUUUUACAAGGGAGGUCAUUUCAUUUUGCGGUUGGGAAUUUUCGGAAAAUUGGCCAGAACCCUUUUUGAUGUACCAGAUGAAGAAUCGGAAAGUUUCAACCUGCACAACAUCCUUGUUUUCGGGAGAGACGCCUCAAAGUCGAAGAAAACCCUCAAAACCCAAAGUACUAGGAUAUUUUAAGACUUAAGGCUGUUUUGAAUUUCGCGAGAUCACUAUUAAUUUUUGCUGUAGGUCAUACAAUAUCACCAAGAGCUGAACGGACACCGCGACGAAAUUAUUCUAGGAGUCUUCGAUGAAAAAAUGCAUAAGUUGUGGGUCGACGAAUCGCCAAAGACUCGUGGACCUCAAAAGGUUUUUUCCUCUAUAUAAAAUGGCUUUUGUUUAAAAAAAUUUUCAGGUUGACAAUCAUGUAGCCCAAGUUUCUCAUUUCUACUCGAAAGGAGAUUUGUGCGAAGAAGCGGGAGGUCAUAGGUGAACUUUUCUUUUCUUCAGUUUCAACAGAUAAAAGUUAUUUUCUCAGAAGCAUAGAAGUCCGACUACGCUGUCACCACUCUGAAUACAGCUCUCUUUCCAUUUCUCUAGCUUUGACAGAACCCAAGACAUGUCAAUAUGUCCUCACCAUCGAUAGUGAACGGUACAUAAAUUUCAUUCUUCUGUUUUAUUAACUUCUUUCGUUUUUAGGUUUUGCGAGCCUCUGCAGUACUCUGACGAUUACGGGUUAAUAAAACUGAAAAAGGUUUCCCCCGAAAACAGCGAAGAUGAUGUAGACGAAGAAGAUGAAGAAAGUCUAUCCUCGUUGUAG
Messenger RNA from Caenorhabditis auriculariae, 2492 nucleotides. The record is from the annotation of a GenBank genome assembly. Lineage: Eukaryota; Metazoa; Nematoda; Chromadorea; Rhabditida; Rhabditidae.